Molecule: messenger RNA, 621 nt
Organism: Mesorhabditis belari
Lineage: Eukaryota; Metazoa; Nematoda; Chromadorea; Rhabditida; Rhabditidae
Source: the annotation of a GenBank genome assembly
AUGAACAACCCGAAUCUGCUUCGCGAGGUGCGCUUGUGGGAGAACAAUUCGGAGAGGGAACAAGUCGAGAAUAUGGGCGAGCUGUUUGCUGUGUUGAAUGCGUUAGAAUGCCUCGAGAAAAUGUUCGUCAAGGAUUUCGUCACCGCUGAUGAGUACAAAACGGAAUGCUUCAAACUGUUGGAUCAAUACAAAGUGGCGAUGCGACUCGUUGGCGGUGCGGAUGUGGUGACUUUUGCGAACAAAUAUCGUCUACAAGUGCCAGCCGCGUUGGAAAGGAUUCGCGAGGGACGACCGGUUGUUGUAAAAGAUGAUAAGGGGAAUUUGCUGAAGAAUGUCGCGAGUAUCGUCGAAGUGUUUAUCACCGUUUUCGAUCAUUUAAAGUUGGAUCAACGGGCUGUUGACGAGCUAUUCCCGUCGUUGAACGAUCUCUACACGAUGAUUUGUGCGGUCAGUCGUUUACCCGAUGACUUCGAUGCGAAGUUGAAGGUGAAAAAGUGGCAUGACGAGUUGUCGAAGAAAGCGGCAGCGGAUCAAUUGAGCGAAGAUGACGCAAGGCAAAUGCUUUUUGAAUUAGAAGGAGCCUAUUCGUCGUUUUUGAACUUUUUGCAUAGUCAACAAGGA